Messenger RNA from Corticium candelabrum, 2287 nucleotides. RefSeq names its product 3-(3-hydroxy-phenyl)propionate/3-hydroxycinnamic acid hydroxylase-like. Lineage: Eukaryota; Metazoa; Porifera; Homoscleromorpha; Homosclerophorida; Plakinidae. Gene Ontology annotation, molecular function: FAD binding. The coding region runs from base 188 to 2095 and encodes 635 amino acids. The transcript is spliced from 13 exons. The record is from RefSeq and is a predicted model, not a curated record.
AUCCCUGGUGACGACAGGAGAGACUUCUCUCAACACAGAAGGCACGACGUUCGGUUUGACGGCCACCACAACCACCUUACUGUCCUGCACCGUCUCCUGGUUGUUGCACGUUACGUGGAUGCCAUACUUCUAAACACAAGGUGUCGUGACGCCAUAGUCUCUAACAACCGGAUGCGAUGGCACAUGCAUGCCGUCGGUUAGAGAGCUAACGCGCGCUGCCCAUCAAUUGGCGUUCUCCCAAACGAAGAUGGAGACGAGCUCGGAGCGCCGCAACAACCACUACGACGUGAUCAUCGUCGGUUUAGGACCUGUCGGCGCCGUGGCGGCGAAUCUGAUGGGCAGCUAUGGCGUGCGAACGCUCGUUUUGGAAAAAGAGCAGGAAAUCUACAAGGGACCGAGAGCGGUGGCGAUCGACUCGGAGACGACGCGUAUUUUUGGAAUGAUCGAUCUCGACGACUGGCUCGACAAGCACGUCGGCAAGGCUGAGUACCAGAUCUUGAGCGGGCCUGAAGGUCGAGGAUGGACGAUUAUGGACGUUCCAAGGCCCGCCCUUGAGUUUGGCUACAGUAAAAUAGGGUUCUUCUAUCAACCAACUGUCGAGUCGACGUUGCGUGAUAAUCUUGAAAAAUAUCCGAGUGUUCUUGUGUGGCUGGGGUACCACGUGGUGGGCGUUGCCGAGGGGUCGAAUGGCAUUGUACAUGUGAAGACAAAGUUUAUUGGUGGAAUGAACGAGGAGGUGUAUACGUGUAAGUAUCUGUUGGCGUGUGAUGGGGGAAGGAGCUCUGUGAGGAAACUGUUGAAGUUGAAAUACAAGGGCUCGGCUAAUCCUGAGAGUUGGCUUGUGUUGGAUGUUUCUUCCAAGAAUGAGGAGUUACAUCGAAAAUUGUCAAAGUGCACGUAUGUCAUCGCAGGCAGGAAUCCCUAUAUCCAUAUUCCUUUGCCAGAAAGCUGCCAUCGUUUUGAAUUUCUUCUGAACGACAAUGAUGAUCCACAAUCCUUGACCCAGGUGGACAGAGUUGAGGAGUUACUGGGCUCGAUAGGUGUUGAUGUGUCUGAUCUUGUCUUCCAUAGACGAAUCAUUUACAAGUUCCAUUUACGAUCCGCUGAACGAAUGAAUGUUGGCCAUACAUUUCUUCUUGGGGAUGCAGCGCAUUGUUUGCCUCCAUUUCGUGGGCAGGGCAGUACAGGAAUGUGUUGCGGUAUUCGUGAUGCUGCCAAUCUUUGCUGGAAGAUUGCUCUCUUUGUAAACGGAACAUUGCAGCCUGGAUCUGUGGUGAGGAAGCCGUUAUUGUCAUCGACUUCAGGGAAUGAGGUCACGCCUGGACAAGUUUAUUUUGAUCGACUUGCUAGCAGUUACCACAAGGAGAGGAGUCCACACGUCGAAUUGAUGAUGCGGCAUGCGUUAUUGUAUGGAAGUCUGACUAAACUUCGAAAUCCCAUUGCGACAUUUGUUCGCGACGUUUUCUUUACUGCAGCAGUUCAGCUGCCAUUUGUCAGACGUCUAGUGUGGGAAGACAGCGUAAAACCCGCUCCCACUGUCGUUAGUGGCUUCAUUGAUGAUCAGUCUAGUGCCACUGCUGGAUUGUUGUUUCCACAAUCGUAUGUAAUGGUAGGGGGCAAGAGGAAGCUAUUGGAUAAGGCUUUGGGAUGUGGCUUUGUUGUCAUGGGAUGGGAACAAAAUCCCAAGCUUCUGUUAAACAUGGACUGUCAGUCUAAGCUCACAAGUCUCGGUUGCACAUUCGUCACAGUUUUCCGAGAGCAAUCCUCAGAACAGCAGUCAGACUACUUUAGUGGUUGUAUUGCCAUUGAAGACACAGAAGGUGCCAUCGGCUCUUGGUUUGAGAAAUACAAGGCCAGUUUUGUCCUACUCAGACCGGACAGGUUUGUGUUCGGACAUGCCGACAACUCGCUCGAUGCCAGCAGCGAAUUGAUCGGUCGAUUUCACAACAUGCUGACCAAACAGAAGGCUCUUACAGUCCGCAAACCGCCGUUGGUGUUGCUCAAGUAUGUCAGCAAAUGUAAAGUAGCGACGGGCAUCAUUGUGGUUAUCAUCAUCAUGUGCAUCAUUCUUCUUCUGUAUGCUUUUCUGUUGUGAGGAUUAAUGGACUGAAACCAGGCGAGUGACUGAUCAAGUGACUGUAGCUAACGAUGCACUUUGGGAGAGACUUGAUGCACGUGUAGUGUACUGCUGUUUGUAUGUAUAAUGUAGAUUUCAUUGCAACAUUUAUUGUAAGAGUAGGUGUAUAAUUGCGAAUCAAAUAAAUGUACUAUUAGAGAGUGAUGGAAA